This is a messenger RNA of Manduca sexta (tobacco hornworm), 3297 nucleotides long. RefSeq names its product aminopeptidase N. Gene Ontology annotation, molecular function: metalloaminopeptidase activity; peptide binding; zinc ion binding. Gene Ontology annotation, cellular component: cytoplasm. The transcript is spliced from 15 exons. Lineage: Eukaryota; Metazoa; Arthropoda; Insecta; Lepidoptera; Sphingidae. The coding region runs from base 166 to 2982 and encodes 938 amino acids. The record is from RefSeq and is a predicted model, not a curated record. Gene Ontology annotation, biological process: proteolysis; peptide catabolic process.
GGAUCAUGCGUAUAUAAAAUUAUAAUGUACAAGAGGUCCAGACCGGAGCGCUGUCGGUGCAAAUGAGCCAUAUCCUGCAAUUGAGAGGAUUGGCUGGGACCUCUUGCUCCAUUCGCAUUCUGCUUGCUGACCUCACUGAGCCUCCAACACGUAAAGGACAUUAUAAUGCACACACUCCUAUUGUUCCUCUGCGUCGCGCUGCACGGCGCGUACUGCCUGCCGCCGGACAAAGUACCAGCUACACACAUAAUAAAGACUCGGAGCAUAGACCUGAACAAUGCUUAUGGACUGGCCAUGGAAACGCGGCUGGAUAAGAUCGUGGAGCCAACUGGGUACCGUCUAGAGCUGGAACCGUAUCUAGAUGAUGGGCUUUUCAAAGGUCAUGUUCGUAUCAACGUGACCUGGCUCCGAGAGUCUGAUGAGAUCAGCAUUCAUUGUGCACACGAGAUUGAGAUCAGCGAUACUGACGUUAGGGUACAUUACUCUGGAGAUAAAAAAGAACUCCAAAAAAUUGAAAUCAAAAAAUUGAUGAUGGAUGCUAAAAAACCGAUAGCGACGUUAUAUUUAGAGAAGACUAUUCCCAAGUCAUCUUCAGGAUACUUGGAGUUCAGUUUCAACGGGAAUUUAGAGACUGCUUCUACAGAAGCGUUCUUCAAGACCACUUACACCACUGAUCAAGAAAUUGAGAGGAUCGUAGCAGCGACACAACUCAGACCGAACAACGCUCGCCGCAUGUUCCCCUGCUUCGAUGAGCCCAGCUAUAAGACUCCAUUUGAACUGAGCGUGGUACGACCGAGGAGUAUGGUGGCGCUCAGUAACAUGCCUGUCAAAAGGACUCAGGACAUUACUGGAGAACCAGAUGCCGUGUGGGACCAUUUUGAGACAACAUUCCCUAUGUCAACAUUCACUCUUGGAUUGGUGAUAGCAGACCUCAAGCAACUUGGCAAUUCUACUCAUUUCAAAGAUGACAAUGGGAACGAUAUUGAGCUUCGCGUUUGGGGACGUCCAGAGUACCUCCAAGCCUUAGAAGGAGUGAAUGAGAAGUUGGUCCAAGUGUUUGGCGAAAUAGCCAACCUUUGGAAGGAACCUUUGCCUCUCCGCAAGUUGGAUGUGGUGGCCCUCCCGAACUACCAGGGCGUGAAGCCUGCUGAUAACUGGGGCCUUAUCGUGUUCAAAGAGAGUGACCUCAGCAGUCGAGGGUACCUGCAGUUAGCCCAGGAGCUGUCGUAUCAGUGGCUCGGCGCCUUUACCACACCAGCUUGGUGGUCAGACGCGCACCUCAACAAAGCUCUGGUGGGAUACUUCUCAGCAGAGACGGCAUUUAAGAUCAACAACGGAUCAGAAAUGGAAGGAAAAUGGCCGAUGACGGUCCUCUACUCCCUAUACUAUGAGUUCAGCAAGCGUUACCCGCACUCUCGCAUCACCGGCAUGAAGCAGGAGACGGCUUCUACUAAAAUUGAACUGCUGUUCCGAAUGUUUAAUUUCACUUUAGGAGGGGAUACGUUCAAGAAAGGACUUAGGAUGUUUUUGGAGACUCGUAAAUUCAAAACGUUUACGGGCGAUGAUAUCUGGAACGCUCUGAACACUGCCGCAAAGGAAGACGGCAAGAUCCCCAAAGACAUUGACGUGAAGGUGGUGGCUAAUGGCUGGAUAGAUAAGGACAGACUGCCACUUAUCACUGUCCACAAGAAAAACGACGGCAAAUCUAUUCACGUUACUCAGAAAUUGUAUCUUCGCGAGCGUCCUCAUGACGUCCCGGACGCGGACCGUAUGUCCUGGUGGGUGCCGCUGGUGGUAGCGCGGGAAGACAACCUGGACUUCACCAACACUAAACCAGUGGCUUGGAUGAAGAAUGUUAAAGAGCUGACAGUGGAUGGCAUGCCGGGGAAGGACAAAUUCGUCAUUGUUAAUCCUGAGGAAAUUGCACCAUUCCCAGUAAACUAUGACGCAGAGAACUGGAAUCUACUCCUUAACUUCCUUCAAAGCGAUAAACGCCUUAAUAUCCCUGAGUUGACGAGAGCCAAAAUUCUCCAUGACGCUUGGAACCUCGCCUAUGCUGGAGAACUAUCCUUCGCCACUGCAUUAAACAUGACCUUAUUCUUGAAGAACGAAAGACAUCACCUCGUCUGGGAUCCUGUGUUCACGAUGGUCGAUCACAUUGGCAGACGGAUUUGCUUAUGCAUUCAACAGAAAUUUAAGGCUUAUGUUAGAACCCUGCUAACGCCUCUGUACGAAGAGUUAAUCAAGGACGUAAGGGAAGACGAAGAGAAAUGGCGCAAGAACCUUCGUUCCUUAACAAAGACUUUCCUCUGCCAAGCUGGAUACAAACCUUGCAUCAGGGAAGCCCAAGAGCAGUACUCCAAGUGGAUGCAGGCCAAGAGCCCCGAUGAGGGGAAUCCAAUAUCAAAUCAAUACAUCUGCCCGGUGUUCAAAUACGGCAUGAAGAAGGAAUGGGAGUUCGGCCUCCAGAGAGUGAUCCAUUUCCCUCCCUCAAGAAAGCAGAACGAGAGGACAUACCUUCUAAAGACGUUGGCUGGCUGUCCAGAAGACGAAUACAAGAUAAACCGCCUGUUAAACAUCACCGUGUUGGAAGAGAAUGGCAAUUUCACUGAAACUGAUCUGUUCCUGAUCUUUAGCAUGUUGUCUGGCAGCCCUCAGGGAUACACCACGCUGUUCAACUUCGUUAAUAAGAACUGGGACGUUUUGAAGGAGAAAUUCUCCAGCAAAACAAACUUAUGGGACAACCUGAUAACAUCAGCCACUUCACAGUUUACAACUGAAGAUGGUCUUGAAUUGGUCUCAAAUUUGUACGUAGCUCAUCAAGGAGAAUUCGGCUCAGCAGAACACAUCAUCGAAAAGUCCAUGAGGAACAUAAGAGAGGAGGCCAAAUGGUCUGCUGAGACCCUUCCACUUAUUGACGAGUGGCUUAAGAACUACCUUUCCAGUUCUGACAUUAAGGAUGACCAGUUUAUAGAGAACUAGAACAUUCUGAAUAAGGAGAGGGAAAAAGCUACAUGUGAAUUAUAUUUUUAUCAUAGCGAUCAUUUUAAAUGUAAGGGUCAGUAUUAGAACAGCAAUUUUUCAAUCAUAUAAAUGUAUGGUUGUUAUUGUUAUACGAAAAUAGUGUUGCAAGUAUAACUUGUGUCUAGAGUUUGACACUAAUCUAAAUCAACGUUAAAAAAACUAUACAGUAAAAUAAGUAUUCGAGUUUUGUAUAUUGAACUAAUUAUAAGUCUUGUUACCUAUAUAAUGUAAAUAUGUUAUUUUGAAACUUUAUAUUAAAAUAAUUGGAGGUAA